AUAUCCCAGAGACGUGGGCUCAGCGCUGGGCAGGAGACUUUGAACUCAACCCUGAACUCCACCUUCCUGCUGAGAACAAAUUCAUCGCGACGGAUUUCACCCUGAAAACGUUGGACUGUGCGAACACAGAGUUUCCUGUCAGGAUCGUGAACAGUGAGCGAGGCUGUCUGUGGUACAAGAAGGACAACAAGUUCAAGAUCCCCAAAGCUUAUAUUCGUUUCAACUUGAUCUCCCCGAUGAUACAGAGGAGCCCAGAGAAUCUUGUUCUGUUCGACCUCUUCGUCAACAUCUUGGCUCACAACCUGGCGGAGCCGGCGUAUGAGGCCGACGUGGCUCAGCUCGAGUACAAACUGGUGGCCAGCGAGCACGGACUGGUGAUUCGACUGAAAGGCUUCAACCACAAACUGCCGCUGCUCUUGACGCUGAUCGUGGAUCACCUGGCGGACUUCAGCGCAGAGCCGGGCGUCUUCGCCAUGUUCUCAGAGCAGCUGAAGAAAACCUACUUCAACAUCCUCAUCAGACCGGAGCGACUCGGGAAAGACGUCCGUCUGCUGAUCCUGGAGCACUGUCGCUGGUCAGUCAUUCAGAAGUAUCAGGCCAUCGUCAAAGGUCUGACCGUCGACGACCUCGUGGCUUUUGUCACCGGGCUGAAGGCGGAGCUGUACACUGAGGGGCUGGUACAGGGAAACUUCACCAGCACGGAGUCCAGGGAGUUUCUGCAGUACUUCACCCAGAAGCUGCAGUUCCAGCCUCUGUCUGCAGAGGCCCCCGUGAUGUACCGGGUGGUGGAGCUGCCUCAGACAAAUCAUCUCUGUAAAGUCAAAUCUCUCAAUAAAGGAGACUCCAACUCUGAAGUCACCGUCUACUACCAGUCGGGGCUGAAGAACCUCAGAGAACACGCCCUCAUGGAGCUGAUGGUGAUGCACAUGGAGGAGCCCUGCUUCGACUUCCUCAGGACGAAGGAGACACUGGGGUACCAGGUGUACCCAACCUGCAGGAACACCUCAGGAGUGCUGGGCUUCUCCGUCACUGUGGAAACACAGGCCACCAAGUUUAGCACGGAGUUCGUCGAGGCGAAGAUCGAAGAGUUCCUGGUCAGUUUCGGGGAGCGUCUGGCGGGUCUGAGCGAGGAGGCCUUUAGGACCCAGGUGACAGCUCUCAUCAAGCUGAAGGAGUGCGAGGACGCUCACCUGGGAGAGGAAGUGGACCGCAACUGGUUUGAGGUGUUCACACAGCAAUACGUCUUCAACCGGCUCAACAAGGAGAUCGAGGUUCUUAAGGCCUUCACUCAGGAGGAGCUGGUCUCCUGGUUCCUGGAGCACAGAAACACCAGCAGCAGGAAGCUCAGUGUUCAUGUGGUUGGUUUCGGGCUGGAGGAGAACGAUCCGCCAGAUCAGGGCUCGGACGGCUCGGACAACCCCCCCGUCUCAGCCUACGGCGAAGUCAGCGAGCUGACCUUCCUGUCGGCCUCCUCACCGUCACUCCAGGACGCCACGCUCAUCACCGACAUCAGAGCGUUCACCUCCUCCCUCCCCCUUCACCCCUACCACAAAAUCCUCAGCUAGGCCACUCCCACUGCAGAGCGACAGCAAACUCCACUAAAGACUGACACGGUAACCAUGGAGAUGGCUAGCUUUGGUAAUCACACUGGUCAAAGGCGACACGCUUAGGAUGAAAAGAAACGUUUCGGAAAUGUUAGUUCUUUUCUUUUAUGUGAUGAUGCUGUGUUCAUGUCCUGGAGGAAAAUGUAGAUCUGAGCUUCAUACUGAUAAAACAUGUUCAGGAUCUAUUAGCACCACAACUUUCAUCGUCUCAAGUCACUUUACACUUUAACGUCGAGACAAUCGACUGUAAAUAAAACGGGACGACGCGUCUCUUCCUCCAGAAGAGAAGCCAAAAUAUCUCUGAUUCAAACGCUGCCAUCUUGUGGUGAUGACGUCAUUUACAGUCAGGGUCUGUGCAGUAGCGAUCGUGGGGAGGAGCCUUGAUAUCAACGAGCUGAAACGACAGAAACAUCUUUGACCAACAUUGAUUUAACGUUUGAGAGUUUAACUCGGAGUUUUUAGUUUGGUCCAUGUCCCAUCUGUUAACAUGGAGGAGGAGGUUAAUGAUCUAUACUACAGCCAGACACCAGGGGGCGAUCAAGAUGCUUUGGCUUCAGUUUUGGGAGCCGUCAUGUCGUCCAUCUUUAUUUACCGUCUGUGGUUGAGACCUCACAGUGUAAAAUGUUUGAACUCUGAACUUUGACCUGAAAUUACACCAAGUCUGUGACAAAAAGUUUUUUUAAUUAUUAUUAUUAUUUUCAUUAUAAUUUGUGGAAACUUGUAACUGAAGCGUCCGUCACAGUUGAACAAAUCAAUGUGAUGUUUUCAAUUCUUUUGUUGGUUCCAACCAACAGAACAUUAACAAAUCUAAAUCUUCUCAGUGAGUUGUUAAAAUAUUUAAACUGCAGCUUCUCAGAAAACUAAAUCCAGAGCAACAUGACGAGUGAUUCACCAGAAUUCCUCCUGAUUGCUCUUUUAACUGCGAGGUGUGUUUUUCCCAGGUGCAGUGAAUGCAGCACGAUGUCUCAGGGCUCUGGUUUGUUACAAAAGGGAAGAACGAUCAUUUCUCACUGAAGCUCGUCGUCAUGUGUUUACAUGUUCCACUGUCGUGUUCUCUUAUUUCAAUGUUGAACCUGAUCUGAUGGCCUGAACCAAACAGACCAGAAUGUUUUACAAUCUUCUGUUGAGGCUGAGGACGAGUUUCACAUUCAAAUAAUUAAUUACAUUUUCACUUCAGUGACAGUUAAAAAAUAGCUACUGAUUGUUAAUUCUGUCUUUAAAUGAUAAUUAAAAAAUCUUCAAGUGUUUUUGAA
Molecule: messenger RNA, 2857 nt
Organism: Paralichthys olivaceus (Japanese flounder)
Lineage: Eukaryota; Metazoa; Chordata; Actinopteri; Pleuronectiformes; Paralichthyidae
Source: RefSeq, a predicted model, not a curated record